AUGGCAAACGACUUGGGUUCGGCCUUGGAGCACGCAGGCGGCAAAGGCCAAGAGAGAGAAGGCAUCUCUCUCAAAACAUUCAUAGCAUCUUUAGCGGCUGCGCUGAUCAUUUUUGCCGUUGAAUUCCUCUUGUUCCUGGCUCUCAAAGGAAAGCUCACGCGCAUCUACCAACCCCGAACAUACCUGGUCCCCGACAGAGAACGUACUGAACCGUCGCCCCCCGGCCUAUUCCAUUGGAUCAGCCCGAUCUUUCGUACUUCCAGCUCCGAAUUUGUGCAGAAAUGUGGCCUGGACGCAUAUUUCUUUCUGCGCUAUCUGCGAAUGCUACUCAAGAUCUUUCUUCCGCUCGGCUGCAUCAUCUUGCCGACGCUAUUAACUGUUAAUAGAGUAGACGGCAAAAACCAGUCAUACAAGAAUGGCACUGAAACCGGGGAUCGCUGGAAUGUGACUGGCUUGGACCAACUAGCCUGGGGUAACGUCGCCCCAGAAAACACACACCGUUACUGGGCUCAUCUGGUUAUGGCCAUUAUUCUUAUCGUCUACGUCUGCUUUGUCUUCUUUGACGAACUAAGAGGCUACAUACGUCUUCGCCAAGCCUACUUGACUUCUCCCCAGCAUCGAUUGCGCGCUUCCGCGACGACAGUUCUGGUGACUACCAUUCCAGAGAAAUGGCUUACUGUGGAGGCUUUGGAGGGACUGUACGAUGUUUUCCCCGGUGGUAUUCGGAACAUCUGGAUUAACCGAAAUUUCGACGACCUUAACGAAAAAGUCAAAGAGCGGGAUAAGCUUGCGUUGAAACUCGAGACUGCAGAGACGGAGCUAAUCAUCAAGUGCAAAAAGGCUCAAAUGAAACAAGCCAAAACCGCUGCCAGAAAAGCUGGAGGUAAGGGCGCUGAGAAGAAAGAGCAGGAUACAGCAAAUUCCAAAGCUUCAAAAUUGGCCAUAGGAGCUGGUAUCAGCUCCGGCGAUCCACACCAGGCUCAUACACUUCAAGAAGUCCUGCAUCGCGAUACAAUGUCUUCAAACGAUCCGAGAACUCACAAGCGGAGACAUCUUAACCCGCUAGAGCCGGCUGUGGGACUGGCGGGUGCUGUCGGUCAGGGGGUCGGUAGGUUGGGUAAGACGGUCUUUGGCACCGUCAAAAGACACGAUCAUCGUACUUCGGAUGGGGAUAUCAGUGGCUUGGAGAGCGCUACAGACGAGAAUACUGCUGGUCAUCCCACCGGAGAAGGACCUGCAGCCAGACCGAGUGCCGAAGGAGACAGCUCGCACCCAAAGCGGCCCUUUUGGAAAAGCCGGCCGUCCACCCUUUCUAAAUCAAGUAACAGGACAGAGCCUGAUGAGCUUCCGCUUACGGCUCCAGAGUCUCCUGUUGACGGUGAAGGUGACUAUUCUAGUUCUAGCGAGGACUCACCGGUAAAGGCUCGUGCAGAUAAUGACAUUAGCCUCUCGAGAAACGACGGCGCCGAAGUCGAAGAUGACACCUACCCAGUGGCAUAUAACGAGAAUUUCGAGAAAGAAGAUCUCGGUGAACCACUAUGGAAGAAGUACAUCCGUCCAAAGGAUCGAGAUACCAUGCGGUUGCCGAUUUUUGGUAUCAGUUGGAUGCCUUCGAUCUGGCUUCUGGGAAAGAAAGUUGACACUAUCGACUAUUGCCGCAAAGAGGUGGCUCGUUUGAAUCUCGAAAUUGAGAUAGAUCAGCAACACCCCGAGAAAUUUCCGUUGAUGAAUUCGGCCUUCAUCCAGUUCAACCACCAGGUGGCUGCGCAUAUGGCUUGUCAGGCUGUCAGUCACCAUGUGCCCAAACAGAUGGCUCCCCGCACAGUGGAAAUUUCACCAGAUGACGUUAUCUGGGACAACAUGUCCAUCAAAUGGUGGGAACGCUAUCUACGCACAUUUGGGAUAUACGCUAUUGUCAUUGGUAUGGUGAUAGGCUGGGCGUUUCCGGUAGCCUUUACUGGAUUGCUGUCCCAGCUCUCGUAUCUUGAAGGCGCAUUCACAUGGCUCUCCUGGAUAAACAAAAUGCCAGAAUGGCUUAUUUCCGCUGUUCAAGGUAUCUUGCCUCCCUUGUUCCUGGCCAUACUGAUGGCCAUCCUGCCAUUGAUGCUUCGCUUCCUAUGUCGAGCACAGGGUCUUCAAACAGGCAUGGGCAUUGAGCUCACCGUGCAAAAUUACUUCUUCGCAUUUCUCUUCGUCCAGCUGUUCCUGGUUGUUGCAAUCGCAUCAAGUUUCUCAACCAUCAUCGAUAAUAUCACCAACUUCACAAACUGGCCGGAGCUUCUAGCUCAGAAUAUCCCCUCGUCGAGCAAUUACUUCUUCUCCUAUAUGAUUUUGCAAGCGCUUUCCGUGAGUGCUGGAGCUCUGGUGCAAAUAUUCAGCCUUGUGAGUUGGUUUAUUCUUGCUCCAAUGUUGGAUUCAACGGCACGCAGAAAAUGGGCUCGAACCACCAACCUGAACCAGAUGCAAUGGGGUACAUUCUUCCCAGUGUACACUACUCUUGCAUCUAUCGGGCUGAUUUACUCCGUCAUUGCGCCCCUUAUCAUGGUAUUCAACGUGAUCACUUUUGGCUUGUUCUGGUUCGUUUACCGCUAUAACACCCUUUAUGUCACGAAGUUCCGCUUCGACACUGGAGGAUUACUUUUUCCCCGUGCCAUCAACCAGUUGUUCACGGGUAUCUAUGUCAUGGAGCUCAGUUUGAUCGGCCUCUUCUUUUUGGUCCGUGAUACCAACGGAGCUGUUUCGUGCAAGGGACAAGCAAUCAUCAUGAUCAUCAUGACAGCACUCACAGUGGGGUUCCAAGUUCUGCUAAAUGACGCUUUUGGGCCUCUAAUUCGUUACUUGCCCGUUACUCUGGAAGACGAUGCCGUACGCCGCGAUGAAGAAUUUGCUCGCGUACAGAGGGCACGAUUAGGUUUGGACGAUGAUGAGGAAGAAGAGGAAGCAGAGGGAGAGCCGGACACUCUCGAGCAUCAACUGAAGGAACGUGAACGCGCCGAAUUUCAGGCUAGUGAAGAAGCCCGCGAUAUUGAAAUGAAGAAACUCGAAGGCGGCGUAAAUAGGAGGGCGUCUGGGCUCAGGCACAAAGGACAGAGGCUUGACCCAGCGACCGCCGCCAACCUGAAUGCCUCCUCUCGUCGACCAUCUUGGGCCACUCAAACCGCCCAGUCUCCCCACCGACGAUCUAAGUUCUUUGGUGCAAACUCAGCAGAGUCUGUGCCCACCAUUCAACGGAUGCGCGAAAAGCUCGAUAAAGAUGCUGAAGCUCAAGGUCCAGUAACGGGUCAUUCCCGCAACUCUGCACUGUUUGCAGGCAUCCACGAUGAGCUGGAGGAUCUUACCCCCGACGAACGCGAUCAACUUGUCCAGCGAGCUUUCCAACACGACGCUCUUCGGUCCAAGCGUCCAGUCAUCUGGAUUCCUCGGGAUGAUCUCGGAGUCAGUGACGACGAGAUUUACCGCACCCAGCGCUUCAGCAAGCACAUCUGGAUUAGCAACGAGUACCAAGCGCUUGAUGGAAAGUGUCGCACCAUCUUCAGCCGCAGUCCACCUGACUUCUCUGAAGUCGAUCUCAUUCAGCUAUAG
Molecule: messenger RNA, 3582 nt
Organism: Aspergillus mulundensis
Lineage: Eukaryota; Fungi; Ascomycota; Eurotiomycetes; Eurotiales; Aspergillaceae
Product: putative DUF221 domain protein
Exons: 3
Coding region: 1-3582 (1193 amino acids)
Cellular component (GO): plasma membrane
Molecular function (GO): calcium-activated cation channel activity
Source: RefSeq, a predicted model, not a curated record